This is a messenger RNA of Gilbertella persicaria, 162 nucleotides long. RefSeq lists its product as uncharacterized. The record is from RefSeq and is a predicted model, not a curated record. The annotation marks the transcript as partial. NCBI's taxonomy places the organism in Eukaryota, Fungi, Mucoromycota, Mucoromycetes, Mucorales, Choanephoraceae. The transcript has a single exon.
CUUCCUAUAAAACUAGCUAAGAAUACUAGCUCUGUAUUUUAUUGGAGUAUCAAAUGGGCCUCUAUUGAUUCCAUCCUAUUGCAAAUUUCUUCUACGCAACAUGCUAUCACAAACACAUUGCCUCUCCCAACAACCAAUCAACUGUCUCUCUUCUUUCUUUGA